UGCAAGAAGCCGCGGCGCAUCAGCAAGAAGGGUUUCCGCAAGAUGCUGAGCUGCGAGCUCAAUCACAUGCUGACGGACACCGGGAACCGUCGAGCUGCUGACAAGCUCAUCUGCGACCUGGAACAAAGACGAGACGGGCGCAUCAGCUUCGAGGAGUACUGGACCUUGAUAGGUGGCAUCGCCAGCCCCAUCGCCCAAAUCAUCCGUCAGCAGGAGCUGUGCGUCAAGCACACCAAGUAG
Molecule: messenger RNA, 240 nt
Organism: Eurypyga helias (sunbittern)
Lineage: Eukaryota; Metazoa; Chordata; Aves; Eurypygiformes; Eurypygidae
Gene: S100A16
Product: S100 calcium binding protein A16
Exons: 2
Source: RefSeq, a predicted model, not a curated record